ACGGAGGGAAAUCAACAACGGCUUAUCUUCAACUCAAACGCAUAUACACACACUCCCCCUCUCUCUGAAACCUUCGUUCCAUUCAAAUGGCACUCGCAUCCAUGAAAUCUUCCAUGGAAGCUGACAUUCAAGUCCGAGAUUCAAAAUUUUCAGAGAAGCAAAUCGGAAAGCAAGGUCUCCGGAAAAAGAUUCUCAAGAAAGGAAUUUCCUGGCAAACUCCAUUUCCUGGAGACGAGGUGGAAGUUCAUCUCAGCGGGCACGUUGAAGGCGGGGCAUGUCUUGAUUCAACUCGUGAUAAAGGGGUUCCCUUUAUCUUCAAAUUAGGCCAAGGUGAAGUUAUCAAAGGAUUGGAUGAUGGAGCUGCCACAAUGAAGAAAGGCGAGAGAGCAAUUUUCAAAGUACCACCAAAUUUGGCCUAUGAGGAAGCUGGUUCUCCACCACUGAUUCCCUCCAAUGCAGCUCUCUUUUUUGAUGUUGAGAUGCUAUCUUGGAGCAGCAUCAGGGAUAUAGCAGGUGAUGGAGGAAUAUUGAAGAGGAUAAUAAAGGAGGGCGAGGGAUGGGCCACACCCAGAGAUGGAGAUAAAGUUUUAGUGAAGUAUGAGGCUGGGCUUGAGAAUGGACUGCUUGUUUCCAAAUCUGAAGAAGGAGAAGAGUUUCACAUAGGUGAUGGUUAUCUAUGCCCUGCCUUUGGCAAAGCUGUGAAGACGAUGAGAAAGGGUGAAGAGGCAGAGCUAUCAGUAAAGUGCUCUUGUCAUACAUUCUCAGAUGGGUUCAGCCGAAAUGUAAAUGUUCCGGGAGACACUGGCAGAAGCAUUCAUCCGCAUUCUAGUUUCAGCAUCAAGCUUGAGCUUGUAUCAUGGAAAAGUGUAAUUGACAUCACAGGAAAUAAGAAAGUGCUCAAAACAAUUGUACAAGCUGGUGAAGGCUUUGAACGUCCUAAUGACGGAUCCCAAGUGAAAGUGGCAUAUACUGGCAAACUGGAAGAUAGAACAGUUAUUGAGAAGAAGGGAACUGCUGAAGAACCUUUUGAAUUUAUAACUCUGGAAGACCAAAUAAAUGAGGGUUUGGACAGAGCAAUAAUGACAAUGAAGAAAGGAGAACAAGCUCUAGUCAGAGUCAGUGCAGAGUAUUUGUCUGGUCAUGAGAUUUCAGGAAUGUUUCCUGCAAAUUCUGUGCUUCACUAUGAAGUUGAGCUGAUUGACUUUAUCAAGGAGAAACCAUUUUGGAAGAUGGGUGCAUUUGAGAAAUUAGAAGCAUGUGAAAGGAAGAAGAUGGAUGGAAAUGCAUUGUUCAAGGCUGAGAAAUUCUGGCGUGCCUCCAAGAAAUAUGAAAAGGCAACAAACUAUAUCGAUUUUGACCACUCUUUCACUGAUGAUCAAAAGUGCCUUGCCAAAGGGUUGCGGUUAUUGUGUAAUUUGAACAAUGCAGCUUGCAAGCUUAAACUAGGGGAGUAUCUUGAAGCUUCAAGAUUAUGCACAAAGGUUUUAGAACAGGAACCCUUCAAUAUCAAAGCUCUGUUCAGACGAUCCCAGGCAUACUUGAAAACGUUAGAACUCGAGAAAGCUGAAGAUGAUAUAAACAGGGCUCUAACCAUUGAUCCAAAUAAUAGAGAUGUGAAACUCGUCUACAAGGAGCUGAAAGAUAAGCAAAGAGAAUAUGUUAAAUACCAAGCUGAUUUUUUUAGCACCAUGAUUUCAAGGAUGAGUUAAUUUGUACCUUCUUCUAGAGUAAAGAAUUAAUCAUUUUCAUCUUAGCAUACUGAGGACUAUAUAAUCCAGAAACUAUGAUAGCUUUUAGUUAAAUUACUAAACUUUCCCUGCAAACUGGGCGACAGCUACAGUUUGUUAGCCACUUUAAAUAAAAGUGUGGCUACUUGCAGCCAAUAAUUAAGAUUUGAUAAAGCUUAGCCCAAUGAAUCAAUGAUACAAAACAAGCAAUGACAACCAUACAGCUAUUGAUUUUAUUGCUGUCUUCCAAUGGAAUUAGUGCAAAAGGGCACUGUCUUUAUGCCUCUUUUCCUAGGCUUUGCUUUUCCAUUUGUUGCCUUUUGUUUUUUUUCUUCCGGCAGCUCCUGUUUUUGAGUUGUGCUUCCCACUUGCUUAUUUGUAAAAUUAUGUAACAUUAUUUUUUUCUUGAUAAUGGAUUUAUUAGAGUAGCCGACCCCAAAUUUUUGGGAUAAAA
Molecule: messenger RNA, 2181 nt
Organism: Hevea brasiliensis (rubber tree)
Lineage: Eukaryota; Viridiplantae; Streptophyta; Magnoliopsida; Malpighiales; Euphorbiaceae
Product: 70 kDa peptidyl-prolyl isomerase
Exons: 12
Coding region: 87-1709 (540 amino acids)
Molecular function (GO): protein binding; peptidyl-prolyl cis-trans isomerase activity
Source: RefSeq, a predicted model, not a curated record